This is a messenger RNA of Camellia sinensis, 4797 nucleotides long. The record is from RefSeq and is a predicted model, not a curated record. NCBI's taxonomy places the organism in Eukaryota, Viridiplantae, Streptophyta, Magnoliopsida, Ericales, Theaceae.
AUGCCUGUAGCAGAGAUCUUCCUCUCUGCCUUCGUCAAAUUGCUGUUUGAGAAGAUGUCCUCUUUUGCCUCCUCUAAAUUACCCUCCUUUGAAGGUAUUGAUACCCAGCUCACCAAUUGGACCAAUAUGCUGUCUCAAAUUGAAGCUCUUCUGUUUGACGCGGAGGAGAAGCAAAUGAAAGAUCGAGCCGUGAACCUGUGGCUCGACGAUCUCCAGGAUCUGGCAUAUGAUUUGGAUGAUUUAGUGGAUGAGUUCGCCACCGAAGCUUUGCAACACAAGCUCAAGGCAAAGCCGCCCCAAGCUAGUUCGAGCAAGGUAUGGAACCUCAUCCCUCAUUUCAAGCCAAGAGAUGUUAUAUUGUUGGUGGGUAUGGGUGGGAUUGGCAAGACCACCCUGGCUCAGAUGGUAUACAAUGAUGAAACCGUGAAGAAGCAUUUCGAUUUGAAAGCCUGGGUCUGUGUGUCAGAUGAGUUCAACAUUAUGAGAAUAACAAAAUUAAUUCUCGAGUCAGUGACUUCCAAGACAUGUAAUUUUAAUGGCUUGGAUCACGUUCAAGUUCAACUGCAGAAGGCUUUGGCUGGAAGGAAGUUUUUAAUUGUUUUAGACGAUGUCUGGAACAAAAAAUACAGUGACUGGAAUGUUUUGAAAAAACCUUUCAGUGAUGGAGCCCAAGGGAGUAAAGUUAUGGUGACUACACGUAACAGAGAUGUUGCAAGAACGAUGGGAGCUGUUGAACUUCAUGACAUUGAGGUCCUAUCAGAUGAAGAUUGUUGGUUGUUGUUUGCGCAACAUGCCUUCGAGCAUAGAAGUAUUGAUGCAAAUCCAAAUUUGGUAUCAAUAGGUAAGGAAAUUGUGGAGAAAUGCAAAGGUUUGCCUCUGGUUGCUAAGACACUCGGUGGCCUUUUACGUUGCAAAGAACGAGAUGAGGAAUGGGUAGAUGUAUUGUGUAAUAAAAUAUGGGAUUUAUCACACGAAGAAAGUGACAUCCUUCCAGCUUUGAGAUUAAGUUACCAUCAUCUCCCUUCGCAUUUGAAGCAGUGUUUUGCAUAUUGCUCAAUAAUACCCAAGGACUAUGAAUUUAAGGAAGAGGAGAUAGUCUUGUUAUGGAUGGCAGAGGGUUUCAUUCCGCCAAAAAGAGAGAAACAAAUGGAAUAUAUAGGAGGUGAGUACUUUCGGGAAUUGUUGUCAAGGUCUUUUUUCCAGCCAUCAAGUACCCGUAAAAGCUCUAAAUUUGUGAUGCACGACCUCAUCAAUGAUUUGGCUCAAGUAGUUGCAAGAGAUACUUGUUUUAGAUUGGAGGAUAGAUUGAAAUAUCAAGAGCAGUGCAAAAAUAUAAAGAAAGCUCGACAUUCAUCUUACAUGCAGGAGUACCAUGAGGGUAUGAAAAAAUUUGAGAUCUUUGACAAAGCCCCGCAUUUACGGACCUUCUUACCAUUUUCCUUAAGAUCUGGUUCAUAUUUUCGUUUGGCAACCAAUGUUCCCCGUAAUCUAUUGCUGAAGCUAAGACGCUUAAGGGUGCUCAAUAUGAGUAGAUAUUGCAUCACAGAAGUUCCAAAUUCUGUUGGAGAUUUGAAACAUCUGCGGUAUCUCAACCUUUCCCACAGCCAAAUAAAAGAAUUACCUGAAUCACUAGGCUCUCUUUACAAUCUACAAACAUUGAUGUUAAGAGCAUGUAGAAAACUGAAAAAGUUGCCAACAGACUUGGGAAACCUAAUUGACCUACGCCAUCUCGACACUACAGAUGCACAUUCCUUAGAAGAAAUGCCACUAGGAAUAGGUAAGUUGGCUAGUCUUCAAACACUGUCCAAUUUCAUUGUUACUAAAAAAAAUGGGCUUCGGAUAAAAGAGUUGGGGAACUUAAUUUAUCUACGAGGGAAGCUUUGCCUAUCUGGAUUACAGCAUGUGGUGAAUCCUCUAGAUGCAAGGGAGGCAAAUUUAAAUGAUAAGCAAGGCUUAGAUGUGUUAUCGAUGGAAUGGAGUGUGAACUCAGAUGAUUCACGAGAUGGAAGAGCAGAAACAGAAGUUCUUGACAUGCUACGACCUCAGAAGAAUUUAAAAGAGCUCCAUAUCAAAGGCUACCUUGGUAUAGGAUUUCCGACUUGGAUAGGAGAUCCUCUGUUCUCCAAUAUGGCUGACCUAAGUUUAGAUAAUUGUGGAAAUUGUGCAUCCUUGCCACCACUCGGACAACUACCCUCCCUAAAAAAGCUUUACAUUAAAGGAAUGAGAGUAUUGAAGUAUGUCGGUUGUGAGUUCUACGGGCAAGGCGGUGUUCAACCUUUUCCGUUACUGAAGACUCUAAGCUUUGAGAAUAUGCCAGAAUGGGAGGAUUGGUAUGCUUUUGGAGAUCACAAGGAAGUUCAACCAUUCACUCGUGUCAAGUAUCUCUCCAUAAUAGAAUGUCCCAAACUUGUUAAAAUGUUGCCUACUGAUCUACCUUGUUUGAAUAAUCUAGAGAUUAGGGACUGCCCCAAUCUCUGUGGGGUGAUGCCCAAGGAUCUACCUUGUUUGAAUAAUCUAGAGAUUAGGGACUGCCCCAAACUCUGCAGAAUGAUGCCCAAGGAUCUACCUUGUUUGAAUAAGCUAAGAAUUUCAGGGUGCCCGCAAUUCCUAGUUGAAGGUUCCAGCAAUAGCCUCCCGUCACUCACCUCGAUAGCUAUGAAUGACGUUCCUCUAACAAGCCUUGAAGCAGUCCUUGAGAUGAGGAGUAUGGUUGAUGAUGAAGUGAUAUCGGCAAAUACAAAGUCUAAGCAUCCGAGUUCAAUAACCGCCUUGAGCAUUGGGAUGAUUAAGAAACUCGAGCUCUUGCCAAAAUGGGUUACUCAUGGGCUGAUGGAAGUCGAGGAAUUGAACAUUCAAAGUUGUGAAGAACUCAAGACACUGUGGAAGAAUGAGGCGAGAGUGCAACACAGCUUCCCUGCAUUCCGACGUUUGGAAAUUGAAGACUGCCCCCAGCUAGUUUCAUUGUUUGAAGAAGAUGAGGAUGAAGAAAAUGAAGGGCAACAUCAGCAACAACAAGAAGAGGGACUCCCUAGCAUAGUGAGGCUUGAGGGUCUAAGAAUAGAUAAUUGUGAAAAGCUGGAGAAACUGCCACGGCUGCUACAUACCUUCACUUUUCUUCGAGAGUUGUGUGUCUGUAACUGUCCAAGUCUCGGCUCUUUUCCAGCGACAGGUUUUCCGUGCACGCUGAAAAGACUCGAGAUACGUGAUUGUGAGGCUCUGCAAUCCUUAUUUGGGUGGAUAAGGCAGAUUAAUGACAAUAAUCUUGAAGUGUUAGUGGUUGCGGAUUGUCCAUCUCUUACGUGGUUGAUAUCGUGCAGAGGUGGGGGGCUACCACACACACUCAAACAGCUUGAUAUUAAGAAUUGUAAAAAGUUGGAGGCACUGCUAGUAGAGGAGGGGAUGGAAAUUAACUGUCCAUCUCUUGAGUCUGUUUGGAUCAGUGGUUGUGAUAGGCUGAAAUACUUGCCAGAUGCCCUUCGUAAUCUCAGGAAUCUCAGUCGAUUGUGGUUGUAUGGGUGUAAGAAUUUGGAGUACAUUCCGGAAGGAUGGUUCCACUCCGCAACAAAUCUGAGACGAUUGGAUAUCACGGGAUGCAAAAAACUGAAGGCCCUACCACACGGAUUGCAGAGCAUCAACUACCUCACUUCUCUUGAACAGCUGGGUAUGAAUAUUUCACAAUGGAACAACAACUUCAAGAAGAUUGGUUUGCACAGUUUACCCUCUCUUAAAACACUGUCGAUUUCAGGGGAAGAAGAAGAACAUCCUGUGGGUUCCAGCUUUCCGAUAGAUGGGAUGUUGCUGCCCACCUCUCUGAUCUAUCUUCGCAUCUCAGAUUUCCGAAAUCUGGAGAAGCUAUCUUCUAAGUUGUUUCAAAACCUCGCCUCUCUUGAAGAUCUUUGGAUCAGGGAUUGCCCUAGGCUCAAAUCUUUACCAGUGCAAAGGCUGCCUCCCUCACUUAAUGAAUUGUCGAUUGAGAGUUGUCCGAGACUAACAGGGAAGUGUGAAAAGGGGAAAGGCAAAUAUUGGCCCCGCUUAGCUAACAUUCCUGACGUCGAUGUCAGUUGAGUGAUCAGCUCUGUGGAGAUUCCACCGCAAUACAAGCAGUCAAAUUGCCAGAAAUGUGCAUUCAAGGAUCUGAAUACAAAGAAAAGCUUCUUCCGAUAGAUUUCCUCAUCUGCUUUUAUUUCCUAAGGAAACCACAACAAAUGGAAGAGUUCUCAUUUCUUUCCAACUUCGUGCAUUUGUUCUUGGAUAUCCCGUCCAUCCAGUGAUUGUUCGCUAUCCCCUUAUACACUUUGACCAAUCCUGGGGAAAUAUAGCUUUGGGAAAGCUCAUGUUUAGAAUGUUCAGAGUUUCACAAUUUCAUGGAGGACAACAUAUCUCUAGUCUAGUCUUAGAUUGAAUCCUGGAUUGCUGAGUCUUGAUUGGUUACACUAACUGUACAAACAUCUCAUUCCUAUGGGGACAUCAUGCAGCUUGCAAAAGCUUCCGAGUCCAAACAAGUCACUUUUCGUGCUCCAUGUGUUUUGGCUUUAUAGUUUAUCUUGCUUUUAGGUCGCAAAAAUGAUCUUGUACUUCAUUCAAACAUUCUAUGAAGUGCUAGAUUUUAGCUCUUAAACUUAAUUUGAUGGCCUUUUUCGUGAUGGGCCAAGAAUAUUUGAUGCAGCUGCAAUGAUGGAAUUUAUAUUGUCUCCUUGGGAUCUCGUAAUGUAUUAGGUGUAGGCCUUGAAGCACACCAUUUGAUGCUUAUAAUUCCUCUCUUCCAAAAUAAAUAAGUUGAAUCAAUGUUUUUAUUAA